CGUUACAAUAGUUAGAUUCCAAGGGAAGAAUGUCCGCAUUAAGACGCCGGUGUGUAAAGCCUUGAAGAAGCUUCAAGAUGCCGAGAGACCCCAAGCAGACAAACCAUUUCGAUUGCCGCUUAAGAUCCUUAUUGACCUACAACCAAGGAAUAACGAAGCUUUGGCAACUGUCCAAUGUUUGGCACACAACCCUAGGCUAAGGAUUGCAGUACCUGUACAAAAAGAUGUGAAGAGUGUGAUUGACUAUCUGACAUCCAAGUGGACACCACACAGCAUCAAGCUGCUACAGACUUUGAAACCCACUGAUAAGGAUCAUAGAACAAAUGUUGUCUUACGAUUACCCCCUAAUCUGGACAUCACCCCCUAUGAGGAGGUGAAGGGAAAAUUUAUUCACUGGAGUGCUAAAACACCAUUCACAAUGGGGCAAGGAUUAAACUCUAGUAACAGCAAAAACUCUCAAUCGAACUCAUCAAGUCCGCAGUCUACGGCAAAAUUAAAACUACAGCCGAGUAAAACGUUACCGGUUGAAGCAACAUCUGUAAAAAGUGACGCUAAAGGGAAAGUAAAAGAAAAUGCGAUUGUUAACAAUGGAGCACAGAAAAAAGACGAUACAGAGAACUUGGCAACCGAUUUUGGUAACAGGUUACCUGAUAUCUCAAUGAUUCAGACCGAAGUUUGUGGUCAAUUUGGAGAAACGCACAGCGAGACUCUCUUAGGUUUGGACGCAAAUACUGAUUCUGACAUUUUACUAAAAUGCACAGAGUCGUCGUUAGGAAAUUCAAAUGAUUCAUCUUCUUUGGGAAAUGUUGAAAACACUGAGCCCUCUGUGGCACAAUUGAGUGCAGUGGAGAAUGAAACAAAAUGUAAACAAACUAAAGACUCUUGCUUGAGAAAUGGACUAACUUUAGAGAAUGCAGAUGAUAUUAGUAUUACAGAUUUAUAUUUAAUGUUAGGGAUGCCACCUCGGUUAAAGUUCGAGUACGAGUUUGCCAACAAGUCAGUUCCAAAAGCAGAUAACACCUUGAACACUCUACAGAAGUUAGUCCAUCUUGCGAAAACUCAGUUAACGAACACUACAGCUCAAAAACAAAAGAUGGUGUCUGUUGGGACAGUCACUUCACCUGUGCGUGGCAUUCAACCAGCAGCUAACUCUGCUACCAAUAGAGUUGGUGUUACUCCCAGCCGGAGUAAGAGUGACGUCGCAGCUGCUCCGGGCUCGAACAAAGGAAUAUUUCGCAUCGCGGGAGCGGUUGGCAACGGAAACCUUAAUGUGCCAAAUGGGUCCAUAGUUGACAUUGACAAAGGGGUGUUUGUGACACCAAAAGCGUCAUUCGCUCCCUCGGUACUGAAAUCACAGGCACAGGAAAAAUUAUUUAUGCAACAACUCCGUUUUAUACAUAGACAGUCGAUCAAUCAAAGAAAAGGACGAAAAUCAAGACCACCCAUUGUUGUCCAGCGCCACCUUUUGCCUAGAAUACAAUCAUCUGGUCCGAUACGCAACAUGAUGUCUUUGUCGACAUCAACAGGAAAGUUUACACCAGUGGACGCCAGCUCCCUAAACACUGUAGACCCAUCGUGCCCCAAGAUUAAGCUCAAACCCGUCUCAAGAUCACCGGUGCCAAUAGCUCCUAAUAUUCCUAUUUUGUCUCCUGCUCCGCCAGUUGUUAUUAGUCCAAUAUUGAACAGUCCAAUCAGCAGUCCAGUUUCUUUUGUGACUAAUUCGCCAUCUCCAGUAACAGUGCCACAAACUAUGCAAAUAUCUGCUCCAGUUGCCAUGGUUCCCAUUUCGGCUGAUGCAUCGGUGAUGCCGAUUGUUGCAGCGCCCUCUACUCCUUGUCCAAUUGUAGCCAUCCCGGUGACAACAAACCAGGUUUAUGCUGAGCAAGCGCCACCGGUAACCUCUGUUGCAGCCACGCCACCACAGAACAAGAUCUGCGAUAGUAGUGUGCUAUCGACGCCCAGCCCUCCAAGUAAUGAUGUCAGUUCCACAGACAGAAUUGAUCAACCUUUGACAUCUGAACCUAGUGAGACAUCAACCCCAGGAAAACCCAUCCAGAAUAGCCAGCAAGAAAACAGGGAAGGUGGCACCUCGACACCUCCUCCCAGUACUGUUAGUCCAACCAGCUCACCAUUUAAACAGCUGACCUCUGACCCUCAUUGGCUAAACGGUGAAACAAUGGACUUGUCGUCACUUAGUGGAUUUUUAAAUGGCAUCGAGUCACCGGAAAAGCGGGAUAAAGCAGUUCCAACACUGAACAGUAUCUGUCCUCUUCCUGUCAUGUAUUGUGAAUCUUCCAGAGACUCUAUUAUGUCAACGAGUAAUUUCCAAGUUGAAGGUACAUUACAAAGCCUUAUGAAUGAGAAUAGCAUUGACUACAUAGCCAAGUUCGCAGAUCUGGCUGCCCACAUCGAAGAGAGCAUUGAUUUACCUGGUAACCUUGGUGUUAACGAAACAGUCGCUAUGGAACCGGCAAAAGACGGUGUCACCAAAGCACUGGACUUCAGUUCGGUAGACUUUGGUAGUGGUAAACUGAACAACGGGCUUAAAUCUGUAUCAUAAGCAAAUUAUAUCUACACUUUAUCAAAAAUACAUACCUUUAUCAUUUCUAUUCUAAAAUAAAGCAAUAUUUUGGCAUUCAUUUAAAGAAGGGGCAUAUUCAAAAUACCUAUCCUGAGUAUAAUAUACAUAUUAUAAAAGUCAGGCAGUGA
Messenger RNA from Anneissia japonica, 2709 nucleotides. Its product is annotated as protein cramped-like. The record is from RefSeq and is a predicted model, not a curated record. Gene Ontology annotation, biological process: pattern specification process. Gene Ontology annotation, molecular function: chromatin binding. Lineage: Eukaryota; Metazoa; Echinodermata; Crinoidea; Comatulida; Comatulidae. Gene Ontology annotation, cellular component: nucleus.